AAGCCAUUUAAUGAGGUAUCGAUUUGUCUGCAGCUCCACAGUGCGUCUGUGAUCCGACAGAUUAAGUUAUGUAAAACCAGAGAAAGACCAUCGCAUUGCUGCAGCAAUGACUCGCUUAAUAUCGGACAAAUCAUUUGAAGUAUAAGAUACACCACCGAAGGAACUACAUCUAUAGCAUUUUGUUCUUAACUCAGCUCAACACGUGAACUGUCAGCGACUUCAUUCAGAUUUUGGAGCCAGUGAGGAGAACACCGCAAUAAGGGCAACGUAUUUACACCUACCAGGCUGGAAAAUGGAGAAAAGAAAAAAAGGUUCUGGAUUGGAGCUGAGGCUUCUCGUGGUGGGCAGCAGUGGGCCGUCGCAGUUCCAGCUCACCAAUGCCAUUCUGGGACGGGAGGAAUUCUUGAAGGACACCAACAGCCUUUCCAGCAGCAGAAAGAACAUCGGGGAGCUUGCUGGGAGAAGAAUCGCAGUUAUCAAUGCGCCCAACAUCUACGACAAAGAUAUAUCGCAGGCGAAGAGGAAGAUGGAGGUCAGGAGGUCCAAGUGUUUGUCCAUCCCUGGGCCCCAUCUCUUCCUGGUGGCCUUUGACAUCGAGAAAAUCUCCCCAAACGACAUCAAGACUCCGAAGCUGAUGAUGAAGCGUUUUGGGAGGCACUGCCUGCGACACUGCAUCGUCCUCCUGGCUUAUGAAGGAAACCUGGAUGGACCUUUGGUGGAGAACAGAGUGAAGAAAACCGACUGGCACCUGAGAGAUUUAAUCGAGAAGUUCGGGGGGCGCUUUCAUGUUUUCAGCAAGAACUGGAGAGAUCGAAGUCGGGACCGGGAGCUGCGUCAGAAGAUUGAGCUGAUGGUGGCCUCCUUGGGGGGAGGCUGCUUCUCCAGCAGCACCUUCCAAAAGGCUGAGGACAGUGUGCGGAAGGAGGAGAAGAGGCUGCGGAAGCUGAAGUCUGGAGAGCAUGAGAAGACCUGGAACGACCUGGAGCAGCAGUAUAUUGCAGAAGAACUGUAUCGGCAGCAAGACGCCUACGCCGCCAGCUCCAGCGCGGAGAUCCGGGCCAGAGCAGAGAUGGACAACGAAUGGCUGCGGACAUCCCUCGCUAGAGGACUCGGAACGGGUAUUUUUGUGGGGGCUGUCAUGGGGGCGCUGUUUGGUGCUAUAGAGGGACCAGUGGGGAUGGUUCUUUACGGCAUCAUAGGAGGGGCUGUGGGCGGCUCUGCGGGGGGAACAGCUCAGGUGGCUAUAAAACACAUGGACGACAGAGUGGCUCCAACCGCGAGACUCAACUUCAACUCUAUCUUCAUCAAUCGCUUCUUUGCAGCUCCUCGUGCUUGACCAG
Synchiropus splendidus (mandarinfish) is the source of this 1340-nucleotide messenger RNA. RefSeq names its product GTPase IMAP family member 4. The record is from RefSeq and is a predicted model, not a curated record. The coding region runs from base 293 to 1336 and encodes 347 amino acids. The transcript is spliced from 3 exons. NCBI's taxonomy places the organism in Eukaryota, Metazoa, Chordata, Actinopteri, Syngnathiformes, Callionymidae. Gene Ontology annotation, molecular function: GTP binding.